Molecule: messenger RNA, 2769 nt
Organism: Mus musculus (house mouse)
Lineage: Eukaryota; Metazoa; Chordata; Mammalia; Rodentia; Muridae
Gene: H2-Ob
Product: histocompatibility 2, O region beta locus
Exons: 6
Coding region: 484-1086 (200 amino acids)
Biological process (GO): antigen processing and presentation; immune system process; negative regulation of antigen processing and presentation of peptide antigen via MHC class II
Cellular component (GO): lysosome; membrane; MHC class II protein complex
Molecular function (GO): MHC class II protein complex binding
Source: RefSeq, a predicted model, not a curated record
ACAGAAGAGGAACAAGCCUAGGAGGGGCAUCCGUUUUCUCGGAGAACAAAAACCGCUCUGAGUUUAUCACGUCCAUUUGACAAAUGGGGAAAAAAAAAAACAGCACGGAGUUUUAGAUGAUGAUGAAAACCCCAUAUACUUUCUCUUUAGCUUGUAAAGAGGGAACAGAGAAGGGUAGACAUGCUGAGGGACUGGAGGCUGGCACCUCGUCUGAACUCAGUGGCCCUCAGAGGGGCCUGGAUGGUCAUGGAAGUCAUUCUCAGGGGGUGGCUGAGCACUGCUGGAGGAGACUGCUGAGCUUAGGAAUAAACAGACCCACAGCUCAUUAUCCUUCAAGUCGCAGCUUAGCCGCUUCAUGGAGAGAAUUUUGUGAUUCAGGCAAAGGCGGACUGUUACUUCACCAAUGGUACAGAAAAGGUUCACUUGCUGGUCAGGUUCAUCUUCAACCUGGAGGAGUAUUUACACUUCGACAGUGACCUGGGGAUGUUUGUGGCUCUGACGGAGCUGGGGGAACCUGAUGCUGACCAGUGGAACAAACGCCUGGAUCUCCUGGAGACGAGCAGAGCUGCUGUGAACAUGGUCUGCAGGCAGAAGUACAAGCUGGGGGCCCCCUUCACUGUGGAGAGAAAUGUGCCUCCAGAGGUGACAGUGUAUCCAGAGAGGACCCCGUUGCUGCAGCAGCACAACCUGCUGCUCUGCUCUGUGACAGGCUUCUACCCCGGGGACAUAAGUGUCAAGUGGUUCCGGAAUGGACAGGAGGAGAGGUCUGGGGUCAUGUCCACUGGCCUUGUUAGGAAUGGAGACUGGACCUUCCAGACAACAGUAAUGCUGGAAAUGAUCCCAGAGCUUGGUGACAUCUACAGCUGCCUCGUGGAGCACCCCGGCCUCCUGAGACCUGUUUCUGUGGCAUGGAUGGCUCAGUCUGAAUAUUCCUGGAAAAAGAUACUGAGUGGAGCUGCAGUGUUCCUGCUUGGGCUGAUUGUCUUCCUGGUGGGGGUUGUUAUCCAUCUCAAGGCUCAGAAAGCAUCUGUGGAGACUCAGCCUGGCAAUGAGGCCUCAAGAGAGAGUCUCCAUUCUCAACCCUAGUAAGAUCCUAAUGGAAGCCUCUCCCCCAGAGCCUGAAGAAGUGUGACAGGGCUGAGGAUUCGGGUUGGCAAAGGAUGCUGGCUCUUCAGUCUGUGAGAUGUGGUCAUGGACCUUCCCUUUGUCCUGUACCUCAGUAGUCCCUCGUUUCCAGGACAUGGUCCAGAAACUUCCUUAGGACCUAACUCAUUCCACACCCAAGUUGCUUUGGCCCAAUCCUAACCCUGUGACUGUGGAGCCCCAAGAUUUCUAUCUUCCAACCACAGCUUCUAGUCUUCCAUACAGUCACCUUAAAAAUCCUUAUUGUAAAAAUAAAGCAGUCACAGGCAACCGCAGUGAAGUAUAAAUCAAUGACUUGUUCAAGGCAAAACCCGUGUCAUCACUUGCUCAGGUCAAAACACAAACAGUGGUGGUCUCUGUGGAAUUCCUUAUGUGCCUCAGCCAAUAAACACCCACAGCACACACUAUCCACGUGGGGUGAUUAGAUACAGCCAAGCAUACACUUAUGUAUACAAGAAUCCAUGGUCUUUCUUGUCUCCCAGACUUUCAGAUGUUUUACGUCAUCUUUUCUUUCUGAUAGGAUUAAAGCUGUUGAGAAGGCUCAGCCUCCAAGGUGAAGGGUUCCCACGCUGAGAUGUUGUUGCCUACAUACAUGGUGCCAUCUGAUACACGUGGUGCCAUCUGACACACUGGCUGCCAUCUGACACACUCUUUUACCCUUUGUGUUUUCUAUGAGUUAGCAUCUGAUGCAGACUUGGGGUGAGACUCUAGUCUGAUUGUUUUGGAGUCUGGAGGAGGCCAUGACCUUUUCUGGAGUUACAGUGUAUCUCCUUGUUUUUCCUUUCAUGAUGUUACAACAAGCAUCGAUGCUAAUUGGCCCAUCUGCUAAUUUACUGGGGAUGGCUACAUUGUGACAGUCUAUUUCUAGGAUUCUUUAUUUAUAGCAUAUUGUUGGCUCUGCUCAAUGUUAGCUGCAGUAGAAGUUCAAAGCUAAUGGUGGUAAAACUGUUGGCAUCUUAAAGUGAGUCUAGCCUGCAGGGUGCUACCGUUGUGUCCAGUGCUGCAGGAUUCUGAAACAAAGCACUAAUUUCACUUAAUAGUGACCUUAGUGGAGCAAUGCAUUCACUGGUUUACAAAGUCUUGACACCUGAGUAACAUCUUUUUAAUAAGUUGACAGUUGGGAGUGUUUCUGCUGUAUGUAGAUGGGAAGGCUGUUGUAAAAAUUGCUUGAGUUGUGAGUAAAACUGAGCAUGCUUCAUUCAAUACAGCAUCAUUUUGUCUUUGUAGAAGAUAUUUCUUAUUAACCUUUUAUUGUUUGAGAAUUUUAUACAUGAGUAUUAUGUGUUUUGAUCAAAUCCACCCCCAUUCACUCCCUUCUAAUUUUUCCUUUCUCCUGAUCACAUUUACCUCCCAACUUCAUAUGCGUUUUUGCUUUAAUUCACUAAGUCAAUGUAGUUCUGCUAGGAUUACAUGGGGGCAGGUCCAUCUGCCCUUAGGAGCACAUUCUUGAAGAACAUGGAGUUUCCCUCUGCCUCAGCCGUCAACUCCUCCUCAGCUAAGGUUGACACUUCACAAAUCCCACCUACCCAUGCUGGGAGUGUGGAAUGCUUGAUCUUGGACAUUUAGAAGCGUUCUAACUGACUUUUAGCUUGUUUUGCAAUAAAUUACAGUUUAGUUGGUAGUGGA